Molecule: messenger RNA, 2199 nt
Organism: Scomber scombrus (Atlantic mackerel)
Lineage: Eukaryota; Metazoa; Chordata; Actinopteri; Scombriformes; Scombridae
Gene: g2e3
Product: G2/M-phase specific E3 ubiquitin protein ligase
Exons: 16
Coding region: 1-2181 (726 amino acids)
Cellular component (GO): nucleus
Molecular function (GO): ubiquitin-protein transferase activity
Source: RefSeq, a predicted model, not a curated record
AUGAAGAAGAAGGUGAAGAGGUCAAAGGGCGCCGGCAGCAUCCUGGAGGAGUGUUGUAUCCUGUGCAGACUCAGUGAUGAUGAUCCGGCCAUGUUUGGGGAAAAAGUCACACUCAAGGAGCAUAAACUCUCCGUCCACUACCUCUGUUUGCUGACGUCCUGCGGCGUUUACCAGCGAGGAGAGGAGGACGAGGGCGUGUUCGGUUUCCUGGUCGACGACAUCAAACAGGAAAUGCGCCGCUCAGCCAGACUGACGUGUUCUGGCUGUAAGAAGAAGGGAGCGUGUGUCGGCUGCUUUGUCAGAAGUUGCAGGAAGACGGUUCACUUCCCCUGCGGCAGGAAACAAAAGUUCAUCUCACAGUUUACCGACAGCUUCCCGUCGUACUGUCCGGAUCACAGUCCCUUCCAGUCUUUUUGUGUGAGCUCGGACCUCAGCCUGCCUCAGUCCUGCUCCAUCUGUUUGGACUCCAUCGAUCCCAUCCUGUCCUACUCCGUCCUGAAGUGUCCUUCCUGCCACGCCAGCUGGUUCCACAGAGAAUGUGUGCAGCGUCAGGCUCACAGUGCAGGCCUGUUCUUCUUCAGAUGUACUCUCUGCAACAACAAGGACAACUUCCAGGAGGAGAUGCUGAGGAUGGGAAUCUACAUCCCAGAGAGAGAUGCCUCGUGGGAGUUGGAGGCGAACGCGUAUUCGGAGCUGCUGGAGGUUUACAAACGCUGUGACGCCCUCAUCUGCCUCUGCGACCACGGACGGACACACUCCGCCAAGACCGGCUGGUUCGAGGUGAUCCGCUGCCGGCUGUGUGGAUCCAGAGGGACUCACAGGAAGUGUUCGGGGCUGAAGUUGGACACCACAGACUGGCCGUGCACCGAAUGCGCCCAGGCUACCGACGGGAAAGCCUCCCUGGUCGCGUCUCCUCAGGGAGGUCCGAGGAGGAGUCUGCUGUCCAAACGCCACCGCUCCUCCAUCCACUCCCCCAUCAGCUGUAAAAGGCCUUCGUUACCUGCAGCCUCGGGCUCACCUGAGGAGCUGCUGCAGGCUUUGGCCCCUCAGCUUCGGCCCCUCGGGGUCCAGCUGGAGGUGAGCGGGGAUCAGGUUCUGACUGCAGGUCUGGAGCUGGUGAGGAGGUCUGACUUCAACCCGGCUCACAGUCUGAGUGUCAGGUUCAGAGAAGACCUCUGGGACAGUGAUACGUCCCGGCAGUACUUCCUGAAGCUGCUGGUGCAGCAGAUCCAGGACUCUGUGGUGUUUGAGGGUCCAGACGGAUCCAAGAACCUGGCGCUGAACUCUCAGGCUCUGCGUGAUGACCUGUACUUUGACGUCGGCUGCCUUCUCUCCAUCUCUCUGGUCCACGGCGGUCCUCCGGUCGGCUUCUUCUCCAGAGCUCUCUACCAGUGUCUGUUUAACUUCCCUGCAAACCGCCCGCUCACCGUCUGUCACAUGACGCCCGACACACGCUUCACCCGCCAAGUCAGCAGGAUCGCCGAGGCACAGUCUUUAGACGAGCUGACAGAAGCUGUGGAGGCGAGCCAGGAGUUCCUGGAGCUCGCCGGCUGCAACCGACCAAUCAGCAGCCUGGAGGAGAGAGACGCUCUGGUGGAGGAUCUGGUGAACUUCACCAUGAUCACCAGGAUGCAGCUUCCACUACAGAGGAUUCGGGAAGGUCUGCAGACUUUGGGCGUCUUUGAUCAGGUGCAGCUGUUCCCGUCGGUGUUCUGCGGUUUGUUCUGCGAGGCAGCGGUCCGGCUCUCGGCCCAGACACUGAGUCAGCUGUUCUCCGUCGGGUUCUCCCCUCAGGAGGAGCGUCUGAACAGAGAGACCGCCGUCAUCAGCUUCUGGAGGCACUUCCUGUUAGAGAGCGAGGUUGGGAGGAGCUCCAUCUCCCUGCAGGAUCUCCUUCUUUUCGCCACAGGAGUCGAGGAGCUGCCAGCAGCCGGCCUCCUCCCUCCUCCCUCCAUCUCCUUCCUCCACCCCUUCAACUCCUCUCAACCAGGAGCAGAGGAGGAGGACGGAGGAGGAGAGCAGGAGGUGAUGAAGGAGUGGAAGGACGAGGGGCUUUUCCCUCAGAGCGACCCCGGCUCCAAACACCUCCUCCUGCCCGUCACCUCCUCCUACCAGGCCUUCAAAAGCUCCAUGGAGCAGGCCAUCAGCCACCAUGUGCACCUCCUCCCCACCAAGAGAUAGAGGAGGAGCAAGAGGAGC